UACCAAUUGACAGAGCUUUUUCGUUAAACUAGGAUUGACUAGGGAGUGUUCCGCCUUACUGCUCAAAACAUAGGUUUCACGAUAGAUGUGAUCGGUCAACAGGGGAUGACUACACCUGAUCCCACCUCUGGAACUUCCAAAGAUAAUGGUCCAGGAUAUGUUGUCCAAUCAAUGUCUGAUAAUACAUGUGCAGCUGUCCAACUACAAGAAAAUAUCGGUGCAUUUCAAUUCUUCACGGAUACAAUCAAAUUAAACUUUAAACCAGCAUGCAGCAAACAAGGAUGACUGAUUUGUCACCAACAAGUACAUCUCAGGCCCUCUCCUGCUUCUUUUACACAAACUCUAAGUUGGCACCGACAUGCAUUCUGUUCAUGAGUAUUGUUAUAAUGAUGAUUUUCUCAACGUCAAAAUCAAUCCCAAAGCCACGUCCAGUUGUUUGGGGAACAGAAGCCAUUAUGACAUUUAUAAGUAUGUUUUUUACCUUUCUUGUUUGGUUUCUAGUUCAUCGAAACCGACGCAGAUAUCUUAGAGGACAAAUAUUGAAGGACGUGUCCCAGAAUGUUAAGCUCGUUUUCCUCUGGAUAUUUGGUCUGGGUAACAUUUUAAACUCUGGAAUUAAUAUGGCGGUCAAUAUCGACUGCUUGAUUUACGGUGGUCCUCAGCCAUUUGAGGGUGAGCAAUCUAUAAGUAUUCUUUGUCAUUUAACCGAAAUAUUUUUCUGUGUUGGACAGUUAGGGUUUCUAAGCCUUUAUGGAACGUACAGAUUUAAAUCAUCGUCUCUUAUUAAUUACGGAAUCUCAUUCAUGGUCAUAGCCCAUCUUCUUCGAUGGUGUAGAACUUUCUUUGAUUCAAUAUUGCGGGAAAGCAAAUCAUCUUUAUCAAAUGAAACGUAUAUUAAUGACUGCUUCUACAACUCCACCAUUGUUUCCAUCCGACAUAUGUUCAAUCCAUACGUUGAACCAAUUAUUAGUGAGUACUGUUUACUAUCUGUGGCUAUUGCCAUUAAAAUGUUUAUAACAUUUGACUUUGAUCCGUGUUUGCAUACAGAAGAAUCGACAAGGAGACUGGAGGAUACAUGCUCUUGUUCCGAUACUGAGAAUUCGUCCACCACUUCAUGGAAUAUGGUCGAAAUGCAGAGACGUCGGAACUCAUUCUUUUUGUCCAUUGGAAGCGGGAUCAUUUUAUCCCUUCCUUUUGCUGUGGCUUAUUUUUUACUCGGUUUCAACAACCAUAAUAUGCCUGACAUUUAUAGAAUAAUAAGAAUACCAUAUGACUUAAUGGUUUUAUUUCUGUUAUGUUUUGGAUACAGACAAUUCAACGUACAAUUCCAUGAAAAUUUACGAAGACAAAGAGCGAAACCUAUAAAUCACCCAGUCCUUACCUUCGUCACGGCGGGAGCGAUAGCUUACACCACAUUUGGUUGUAUAGCAGGAAUAAUGUUUUUACACCAAUCCUCUGGACGUGCUCUUUUAGCUGAUAAAAUCAUUCAGGCCAUCGGCAUCCUAUUCCAGACCAAGCUUAUACUCCACGUUCAAACAUUCGUCUUCAAAGACGCAACUGUUCGUGUGACCUUUUUUAAAGUACACAGCAUCUUUUUAUGUGUAUUCGUUAUGAACAUAAUUCAUUGGACACUUACUACAUUUGGUUCUAGAAAACCCAAAGACACGAUGCACCUUGAGGUAGAUUUUUAUGGAGAGGACUAUCUAAGAGUGAUUAUGCAAAUGAUGUUCCCUAUCAUGCUGUUUUACCGAUUUCUGACAGCAAUAGAAAUGUAUGAACUUUAUAAAAAGACUGAUAUCUACAGAUAAAGUUGACAUUUACCACUUAUAUAUUUCAUAUGUUCAUGUGUAAUUCUAUAAUUGUGCAAAAUUGUAUAUGAGUUCUUAUUUCAACGAAUGCUUCGUCAUAAUAGUAUACAUUUUUCAGCAAUAUAGAAUACUUUUAUGCAUUUGGUCAAAAAUGAAUUUACGAAGAACCACACAAUUGUUUUUUUUUCAAUGACCCUCUUAAACACUAUUGUAUAUUUUUAGAGUUCUUUUUAAAAUGACACAUAAUCUUCUUAUUCAAUCUUUUUAGUUUUUUAUGUUUUAGAAGCAUAGUUGACGAUUAUUUGAUUUAUAAAAGAUUUACAGCUUUUGUCUAUAAAUAAUAUAAAAAUGCAUUGGAAACACUGAACUAGAUAGUGGGUAACAAGGAAAUGAAAGUACACACGUUCUUUAAAAUUUUUCUUGGGCGAGAUAUAUUUUAAGGAUCCACAUAUUUCCGUAUUACCCAUGUAAGUGUCUACUUAACGGGUAUGUCCUGUCAAUGAUAACAAACUUCAAUUUAAUUUAGCCAAGCUUGCUCAAACCGUUCCAAGCCAUUGUUUAUUAACUGUGGUUACUUCUAUAUGUUGACUAUAUAUAUCCAAGUGAACUUGAUAUGAAAGGCGCCACAGAGUUUGUCCCAUUUGUUUCAUAUUUUUAUGUUUAUUGACAUAUGGCCAUAAGUGGGUCAUAAUUGCAUUUUUACACUAUAUAUUUCAUUGAAAAACCAUUAUUUAUAAGACCUAAUUGCGGGGUCAAUCUUAGUUUAAUUUCUAUGAUUUUUACACUGAGUCAGAAUUGUACAAUUGCUCUAAUUUUUACUUCUUAAAUCCUUAGAAAUUUAAACCUUAAAAUCUUAAAACAAAAUGAUACAUUAAUCAAUGAGAAUAAUUUAUGAAACCAUCAAGACAAAAACUUCUA
This is a messenger RNA of Saccostrea cuccullata (small rock oyster), 2726 nucleotides long. RefSeq lists its product as uncharacterized. The transcript is spliced from 3 exons. Gene Ontology annotation, cellular component: membrane. Gene Ontology annotation, biological process: proton transmembrane transport. The record is from RefSeq and is a predicted model, not a curated record. Gene Ontology annotation, molecular function: proton channel activity. Bases 267 to 1808 code for a protein of 513 amino acids. NCBI's taxonomy places the organism in Eukaryota, Metazoa, Mollusca, Bivalvia, Ostreida, Ostreidae.